CGGAAGAGGAACAGAGAAUGUGUUUUCUAAUUUCUAGUGAGGAGUGAAGAGGGACGGAGAUGGCGGCGAGCGCGUGCCUGCGGCUGCCGGCGACGGUGGUGUCAUCAGUACGAGCACAGGAAGGCGUUCCGAAUUCGAAAUCGAUGCAGGGAAGACCUAGGCUUUAUCUCAACAAACCUUCAUGGAUAGUCACAACUCAGUCCGGAGGUAAGACGGAGACGAGGAGUAAGGCGAAGGGCCGAUGCGUAAUCUGCCAUGGAACUGGAAGAGUCGAUUGUUUCAAUUGUAGCGGGAAAGGGAGGACUAAUUGUGUGGAUAUGGAGAUGCUUCCAAGAGGAGAAUGGCCCAAAUGGUGCAGGAGCUGUGGAGGAAGUGGAUUAUGUGACUGCUCUCGCUGUCUUGGCACUGGAGAGUACAGAUACAUUAUGGGUUUCCGAUUCUUAAACCAACACGAUGAUGUCGAUCCACAAUUAUGAUUUGCUGAAACUCUAAUAAUGAUGAUGUCCUCUUUACCAGUAUUUUUUCUUGUAUAUGUUUGAUGAUGAAUGCUUAAGACUUUAGUAUUACAUACUUGGUUUUGUCUUCAGUCUUCAUGUUGCUCGUGAAGAGAAAUCGCCAACAUCUUUGUGUCUCUGAGUCAGACAAAGUGAAACGCUGCUUCGGUUUGUUUAUACAUGUAUAAACACUUAUGAAGCUUUACAUUGGCUUCGGUUGUGUGUUUAUUUCACUUCUCCUAA
Messenger RNA from Eutrema salsugineum, 737 nucleotides. RefSeq lists its product as uncharacterized. Bases 60 to 476 code for a protein of 138 amino acids. NCBI's taxonomy places the organism in Eukaryota, Viridiplantae, Streptophyta, Magnoliopsida, Brassicales, Brassicaceae. The transcript has 4 exons. The record is from RefSeq and is a predicted model, not a curated record.